Messenger RNA from Oryzias latipes (Japanese medaka), 3445 nucleotides. RefSeq names its product leucine rich repeat and sterile alpha motif containing 1 (gene lrsam1). NCBI's taxonomy places the organism in Eukaryota, Metazoa, Chordata, Actinopteri, Beloniformes, Adrianichthyidae. The record is from RefSeq and is a predicted model, not a curated record. Gene Ontology annotation, molecular function: protein binding. Gene Ontology annotation, cellular component: cytoplasm.
ACCGCCGAAUUUACCAUAAACAUUGAUUCGUUAAAAUGUUCACUCUAUGGUUUUAACGGUGAUAUGUAUUAACUGACCUUUCAAGCUGUGGUCAUGUAGUUAAUUUAGUAUAGCAGGCCAGUGUGUUGUGAACCUCAAUCCUGUUUUCGAGGGCAAGUGAACGUAGCAUUUGUUCUGGAUUCAAUAACAUCUUCGUGCGGACGCAGGCUUACAGCCUGACUCGACACAAACACCAUAGAUGAAAAGUAAACUGCAUUUCACUCCAAGUGUCCGUUUUGAACAGGAGAAGGACAUUUCCGAAGGUCCCGUUAAUCUGUGACGACGCACCGGAACACCGAGGAACGGACGGUGUCGUUAAGCUGGAACAGGAACUUCACCUUCAGUCUCCGGCAGUCCAGGGAAACCGGCGGCGGCGUUUUCCGGGUGCCAGCACUCGUCUGGUAGAGGGAAGCAGGGACGCUGAUCCACAGCCGGUCUCAGGAUGCCUCUGUUCUUCAGGAAGAGGAAGCCCAGCGAGGACUCUCAGAAGAGGCUGGAGUAUCAGCUGUGCCGGUCUAAAGAACCGGGAGCUGAUGACAUCCUGGACAUUUCCUGUUGUGAACUUUCAGAGGUCCCAUCCAGUGCCUUCUCUAUAUGCAAGCUUUUCCAGAAAAAGGUUCUAAUCCUUCACAGCAAUGACCUGAAAUACCUGCUGCCCAAAGGAUGUGACAUCAGCACUCUGAGCACUUUGAAGGUGUUGGAUCUUCAUGAAAACAAGCUAGCGACUCUUCCUGAGGACAUCGGGAAAUUGGUCUCCCUGCAGAUUCUAAACGUUGAGAAGAACCGGCUGAAGGUUCUGCCAGAGUCCAUCGGAGAUCUGCACCUACUGCAAACGCUGAACCUGAAGGGGAACUGCCUCUGCGAGCUGCCGUCCUCCAUGGGCUCGCUGAGAAGCCUGCGGACCCUGGAUGUGAGCGACAACUGCAUCACGGAGCUGCCCAGAGCGCUAGCAUACAUCCGCACUCUGGAGAUCUUCUCUCUGGAUGCUGCCGCCAUGUCCUACCCGCCAGCAUGCGUGUGCACAGAGGGAACCACGAGCAUUCAGAGCUUUCUGUGCGCCGAACUGGGAGAGGAGUACUGCCCGCCAUCCCAGUAUCUCCUACCGGUGCUGGAGACCGACUGCAGUACACAGAACUCUGACUGUGUGGAUGACGGGGACGAAGCUUGGAAGAACAAGUUCAGUGAAUAUGAGAAGAGAAAGGAGAAGAAGCAGCAGGAAAAACUGGCGUUUGAGCGCCACCUGCAGCAGAAGCAACAGGAGCACACUCAGCUGCUCCUCAUGAACGACUCUCACAGGAAAAACAUCCUGAACUCCGUCCGGAAGCAACAGGAGCGGGAGGAACUGGGCUUCAACGAGCAGCAGAGGGCUCAGGAGGCGGAGAGGCUGGUGCUGCUGGAGAAGGUCCGGCAGGCGGAAGACACCAUCAGCGGUCGCAUCGGCACCCUGCUGAUGGACAACAGCAGGCAGGAGACUAACGCAAAGUUUCUCCAAGACAUGGAGGAAGAGCGGAUUUACAUGGAGCAGCUGACGGCCAUCACACAGCAGGAGGCCAGUUCACUGCGGGAGAGGGAGGUUGCAGCUGCGAUGCAGAAGAUGCUGUCGGACAGCUGUGCCAUGAGCGUCCUGCAGGAGGCAAGUGACCAUCGCAGACAGAGCCUGGUGUCUGAAGCCUGCAGAAGUUUGGAGACUUUGGACAAGAAGUUUGACAAGAUGCUCUCUCUCCAAGUUUUGGACAAAUCUAAAGCCAUUGCUGAGAUCUUACAGGAGGAGGAGAUGCAGAAGGCGGCUUUCCAGGCCCUGCAGCUGCAGAGGGACGCCGUCCACUCAUACAUCCGCAGUCAGAUCAAGCUUAUAGAAGGGGAAUUAAUGCAGCUGACUAAACUGGAGAUUAAAAGACGCACUCUGGACUCUGAGAACUUGGAGGAGGUCCUGGUGGAGGAGCGGGCCGCCCUCAGCGACCUGCUGCAGCAGCUGAUGAAGCAGAGGAGCCAGAGAGAGCAGGAGCUGCAGCAGGUGUUGGUGGAGAUGGAGCUGAAGUCCGAGUCCAACCAGCAGAACUAUUGGAUGAUCCAGUACCAGAGGCUGCUGGAUGCCAAGCCGCUGUCCCUUCGCAUGCAGGAAGCAGGGGUGGAGAGAGAGUUGGUCCACUUGCUGUGCAGACUGUCGGCUCAGCACUAUCUACCUAUUGUGGCCCAUCACCGGCUGACCGCUGAGGCGCUGAGGAACAUGAAGGCCUCUGACCUGAAGAAGUUGGGGAUCAAUGAAACAGGAAUUCAAAAAGCUCUUCUGACCUGGGCUCUGGGUCACCAGCCUACAGGAGCUGGUAAGCCUGCCCGAAAGGACGACAGCAACGAGGCGGGGCCCUCAGCUCCGCCCCCACCAUCCCCACCUGUCCCACAAAGCAGCUCAGCCAUGCAGACCCCAAGCCCACCGUGCAGCCCAGGGACCCCCGUCACCCCCUCUGGCCCACCUCUGUUGGAGGGCCCAGGGAGUUCGGAGUGCGUGGUCUGCAUGGAGACCGGGUCUAAGGUCAUCUUCCUGCCGUGCGGUCACGUGUGCUGCUGUCAGGUCUGCAGCGAUGCUGUGCAGAACUGUCCUCUGUGCCGCAGCAACAUAUCCCAGCGGAUUCGCCUCUACCACACCUAAAGCAGCUCCUGCUGCCCUUUGACCCUCAACGGCUCCUGUAUGCAUGACCUUAAAGCUGCUGUCGUAUAAGGAUACUACCAGGAGGAAUCCUCUCUUUAUACGUUUUUUCCCCACAUCUGCGUCUUGUACUGUUUGUAUUUGAACAUUAUUUUAAAAAUCUUGUAUUUUAAAUGUUAUUGUAUAUUGAUCACAAAGUGAAUGAUGUAAUUUCCUGGUUGAAGAGCGGCUUGUCUGAGGGGACCUCCACCAAAGAUUUGUGCCUUUGACUUUGUUUUCACGUCUGUCUGGUAUUUCAAACAAAGUCUGUUCGUGUAGAUUUGCUAAAAAAGCUCCAUAACUCUCUUUUUACAUUGCUAGGAGCAAGAUUUCUGCCUGCUAGGUGAGAAGUAAAAGCGUAGUAAAGUACUUCACUACCUUCCUAGAAACCCCAAAGUGCUAUACAGUCACAUUCACCCCCCACCCCCACGCUGAUGGCGGCUCCGCUGCUAAACGCUGGCGCCAACCUUCCACCAGGAGCAAAUCGGUUUGGGGGCUUCCCCAAGGACACUCUGACACAUGGGCGGGAAUCAAACCUGUGAUCUUCUAAUCAGUGGUGGCCCGCUCUACCUCUGCACUUUCUGUUCUGCUGAAAGCGUUUGGUCUGAGGGUCUGUGGUCUGUCUGUACUGCAGCAUGUUGUAUCUGAAACACUGACACAGUUUCCUUUUUUUGCUCCGUUUUCAGCUGGGAAGGUUAACCAUCAUAAAAACUAAAACCAUGA